Molecule: messenger RNA, 303 nt
Organism: Phytophthora infestans T30-4
Lineage: Eukaryota; Oomycota; Peronosporomycetes; Peronosporales; Peronosporaceae
Exons: 2
Coding region: 1-303 (100 amino acids)
Source: RefSeq, a predicted model, not a curated record
AUGUCGAAGCCAGGAAUGCGGGAAGCCAUGCGCGCACGAAUGCUAAGGGAUGACGUGGCGAAUGCGGAGGAAGACAUGAAAAGCCUCAAAGACGAAAUCAGCGAUGACGACAUUACCAAGCCUGAUUACUCUAGAGUCACCGCGACCACGAACCAGAAGGACGCGAAGGGCGCAGCAACGAAUGAAGAGGGUGCGAUAGGGAGUGCGGGUGAAAAGAGCGAGGCUACGUAUAAGAAGGAUGCAGACGUUGGUGAGAACGAGUUACAAAUGAUAUCGAUUCUCGUGUGUCGGGUGUGGAAAUAG